CCCAUCUUGUUCUUCUGAAUCUCUUUGAACGUAGUUUGGCAAAUAGAAAGGCAAGGCAAACCGAAAAUGGAUGCUCCCACCAUCAAGCUUGAGUCCUCGGAUGGGAUGAUCUUUUCAACGGAAGUCCGAGCCGCCAAGCUCUCCGAAACCAUCAAGACCAUGUUGGAGGUCUCUGCCGUGGAGAACGACGAGAAUGCCAUUGUGCCGCUGCCCAAGGUGAACGCGUUCAUCCUAUCCAAGAUUCUGACCUGGAUCUAUCACCACAAGGACGAUGAUGCCCAUGGAGCGGAGGGCGUGGAGUUGAGCCCGCAAAGCCCACAUGACAUCUCAGCCUGGGACGCCAACUUUAUUAACGUCGAUCAACCCACCUUGUUCGAAAUCAUACUGGCCGCCAACUAUCUGGAGAUCAAGGGCCUAGUGGAUCUCUGUUGCAAGACGGUGGCCAAUAUGAUUAGGGGAAAGACUCCCGAGGAGAUCCGCCACACGUUCAACAUCCCGGACGAAAUACCGAGCAGGACGGCCCAGUUGGGCGAAGACCUGUGAGGCACAGUCUCUUUCGGAGCAAAUCCGGUUGGGACACCUGGAACCUUCCUUUGUUGAGAACUUAUUUGUUUCACCAGAAUAAAUAU
Messenger RNA from Drosophila melanogaster (fruit fly), 629 nucleotides. It is a transcript of the gene SkpC, whose product is annotated as SKP1-related C. NCBI's taxonomy places the organism in Eukaryota, Metazoa, Arthropoda, Insecta, Diptera, Drosophilidae. The record is from RefSeq and is marked reviewed. The coding region runs from base 67 to 543 and encodes 158 amino acids. The transcript has a single exon. Gene Ontology annotation, biological process: ubiquitin-dependent protein catabolic process; protein ubiquitination.